CCCUAACCGGACAGCUGCUAUCUCUUUUCUUUUUCCAGGGCCACUUUUCUACUCCAGCUCCCUUGACAAACAAUCAGCGAGCUCAAGUCCAGCGAUCGGUUCCCAUCGGCGCUUUGCGAUAAUUGUGCAUUUCUCCAAAGUUGUUCGAUUGAGAAUUUGAUCGGCUUCUGCGCUCCAAGGGCGAAUUUGGCGAUUGCAAAGGGUCAAGCCACAUGCGGAGGACACAAGAAGGAUUCGUAGAUCGUGCCAGCACCACUUCUUAGUCAUGUCCUCAUCGCACGCUCCGAGCCGCGAGCAGGAUUCCACGGGAAGGACAACACCGACGCCCGACGAUCCUGCUGUCCCUUCUGACCUCCGCAUCAACAUUCCCGGCGCGGGCGACCAAGACGCGGCAAAGCAUCCCCAGAAGAAGAAACGCGAGCCUUCGACGACCUCGACGCCGACAGUAUCGACAGUCCAGCAAAAGGAGGACAAGCACAGACCAAAUCCGCUCAGCAGGUCUUCGUUCCACUCUCGCGACUCGGUGCACACCCACGUCGCCGACUACCAGGACCCCAGCUCACCCUACGCUAAUCCAAACCACUAUUCGGCCAGACCAGAUUCGUACCAUCGCCGCUCAUCUUCUCGAGGAGAGAGCCUAAUUCUGCCUUCUGCCAUGACGCCCACAUCAGCCACGCCGGGCUCGACCUUCAAUCACCACCAUCACCACAACCAGCACACGCAUUUUCCCAGUGCCAGCCACGAAGAUAUGGGCCACCACCGCGGCCCGACCUCGUUUCAAGAGCGUGGCUUUGACCACCUCAAUUCCCACAAGAUCUACACUGUCGAGGAGAAGCGUCUGGACGAGGACCUUCGUAAGGAGCGCUACUGGCGACGGUGGGGCUGUUACCUUAGCGAGAGGCAAUGGGCUACUGUCAGGGAAGACUACAGCGCCAAUGGAGACCCGUGGACCCACUUCCCCCACGAAAUCGCUCGCAGCCGAACAUAUCGCUGGGGAGAGGAUGGCAUCGCAGGUAUCUCCGACAACCACUGCCGCCUUGGCUUCAGCCUGGCUUUUUGGAACGGAAAGGACAGGAUGCUCAAGGAGAGGAUCUUUGGUCUUGCCAACAAUCAGGGAAAUCAUGGAGAGGACGUCAAAGAACUGUACUACUACCUCGACAACACGCCGACUCACAGCUACAUGAAGAUGCUGUACAAGUACCCGCAGGAAGCCUACCCGUACGAUCAGCUUGUGCGCGAAUCGCAAAUGAGGAGCAGGGAUGUGGCCGAGUUUGAAAUCACCGACACCAAUCUCUUUGACGACAAUCGCUACUGGGAUAUCUUCAUCGAGUACGCAAAAGACGCAGACAACGAGAAUGCCAUCUCGGUGCGCAUCAGCGCAUACAACCGAGGUCCCGAGCCCGCCGACCUGCACAUCAUCCCCCAACUCUUUUUCAAGAAUUACUGGUUUUGGCCAAAGGAGACACCCGAGAAGCCAACGCUGCAGCAGACGGACGACAUCACGAUCCAAGUCGACCACAAGGACUUGGGUCGUACGCAUCUCUACUGCUCGACGAGCCCUGCCCCCAGUGCACCACCUCGCAAACGCGGCAUGGCCCCAGAGCUCAUCUCCGACGAGGAGGUGGCGCCCGAGAUUCUCUUUACCGAAAACGAAACCAAUUUCGAACGCCUCUACGGUGGGCAGAACAAGUCGUAUGCCAAGGACGCCUUCCACGACCACAUUGUCCCCUGGCACCGCUUGGAAAAGGAUCAGCCUCAGAAGGUCCGCAGGACGAGGAUGGUCAAGAAGACUGUCAAUGUGGUCAAGUCGGUCAAGAGAAAGGUCAGCAAGGCGGCGAAGGUCAACGGUCAGGCGUCUGAAGAACCCAAGGUGAACGGGACCGACAAGAAGAGCACUACGGUUGAGGAUGAAGAGGAAGAGGUCGAGGACCAGGUCGAGGUGCCCGAGGAAGUCGAGGAGGAGGAAGAAUACUUUGACCCUCCCGAGGACUUUGCCCCCCGUCGCGAAUAUGUCAACCCGGAGAAGAAGGGCACCAAGGCAGGCGUCCAUUACUUCUUCGAAAAGGUGCCUCCCAAUGGAGGAUGCGCCGUUGUGCGAAUGAAGCUCACUCCCAACACGCCAGACAGCGACCCGAGCAUCAACGAUGACGAGCAGUUUGACGCCCUCGUCGAAGCUCGACGUGGCGAGGCAGAAGAGUUCUACCACCGCAUCGCCCAAGGCCCCCUUCCGGACGACAUGAGGUCGAUCAUGAGGCAGGGCUACGCAGGUAUGCUGUGGAACAAGCAGUACUACUGCUUUAUCCAGCCCGAAUGGAUUGCCGGCGAUCCGGGACAGCCUCCUCCGCCUCCCGAGCGCAAGCAAGUCCGCAACAAAGAGUGGCGCCAUCUGCAUGCCGAAGACGUCCUGUCGAUGCCCGACAAGUGGGAAUAUCCCUUCCCUUGCGUGUGGGACACCGCUUUCCACUGCAUUCCUCUGGCUGUCGUCGACCCUACGUACGCCAAGAAGCAGCUGGACCUCUUCACACGAGAAUGGUACAUGAAACCAGAUGGAGGUCUGCCGGCGUACGAAUGGAACUUCAGCGACGUCAACCCUCCGGUGCAUGCCUGGGCAACAUUCCGAGUAUUCAAGAUUGAGCGCAAAAUGUAUGGCCGCGAAGACCUCGACUUCCUCGAGCGUGUGUUCCAGAAGCUCCUCAUUAAUUUCACCUGGUGGGUCAACCGAAAGGAUUCAAGUGGCUCCAAUGUUUUCGAAGGCGGCUUCCUCGGCCUUGAUAAUAUCGGCCCCUUCAACCGGUCGGAGCCCUUGCCAACCGGUGGUACGCUUCGCCAAGCGGACGGCACGGCCUGGAUGUCGUUCUAUGCACUGCAGAUGCUCAAUAUGGCCCUGGAACUUGCAAAACACAACCCGACGUACGAGGACAUCGCCUCGAAAUUUUUUGAACACUUUAUCUUCAUCGCCGACGCUAUGACGUACCAGGAGAGCGACAUGGAGUCGUCGCUGUCUCUUUGGUCCGAUGAGGAGCAAUUCUACUUCGAUGCCAUCCAGUUCUCGCCAGGGCACAGCGAAUUGAUUCGGGUCAAGAGCUUGCUGGGCCUGAUUGCCCUGUACCCUACCUUGACCCUCGAGCCACACGUCUUCACGCGAUUCCCGUCGUUUGGCAAGCGAGUCAAGUGGUUCCUUGACAAUCGACCAGAGAUCUCGAAGCGCAAUAUCCAGAUUUCUGGUGGUCGUGGAAAUCGCCGACUGCUAUCGAUGGUGGACCGAGAGCGCUUGGCAAGCAUUCUCAAGAGGAUGCUCAACGAGACCGAGUUCCUCUCUGACUACGGCAUUCGCAGUCUGUCCAAGGAGCAUGCCGAACACCCAUGGGGCAUCGAUGUCAACGGACAACGAUUCGAAGUGGGCUACUGGCCAGGUGACAGUCGCUCGCCCAUGUUUGGAGGCAACAGCAACUGGCGAGGACCAAUCUGGAUUGCCGUCAACUUCCUCCUCGUCGAGAGCCUCCAGCGCUUCUACCAAUUCUACGGGAACAGCUUCUCCAUUGAAUGUCCUACUGGAUCGGGUAACAUGAUGCACCUCGCUCAGGUCGCAGAAGAGCUCUCGUCCCGCCUCAUUUCCAUCUUUGAGCGCGACCAUGUCCAGCAGCGACGACCGUGCAACAGCGGAGUGCCCAUCCUGGACCAUGACCCCCACUUCCGCGACCUGGUUCCCUUCCACGAGUUCUUCCACGGCGACACAGGUGCCGGCCUUGGCGCGAGCCACCAAUGCGGAUGGACGGGUCUCAUCUCUUACCUCAUCUGCACCACUGGCUUUAGCGUCCGAACACCGAGGACGCCUCGCAGUAUGGCGCAACAUUACUUUGACGAGCACAUCACCGACGACGGCAAGAGCGACGGUGGCAGCACCUCGGCACCCCAGUCUGCUGCAUACUCGAGGCCCCCCUCGCCUGACGAGCUGUGAUGUGGUGCAGGACGGAGCAUGCGUAUAUUUUAUGUGUCAGAUAUUUGACCUCCCACCAUGGAGGGACAAGACGAGAGGAAGAGACAAGAUCAAGCUAGAAGAUGUCAAAGAGAAGCUCGAAAGCCGAGAAUGGAGUAGAAUAAGCAGUUCGGCUGCAGCCUCCAUAUUGCAGCCAUGUCUGAUAAGGUUCUUUCAUCAACGUCUGCAAGCCAUCAUUUCACCAUCUGCAGAAGCCUGACG
This is a messenger RNA of Acaromyces ingoldii, 4198 nucleotides long. RefSeq lists its product as hypothetical. The transcript is spliced from 7 exons. Gene Ontology annotation, molecular function: Glc3Man9GlcNAc2 oligosaccharide glucosidase activity. The coding region runs from base 266 to 3958 and encodes 1230 amino acids. The record is from RefSeq and is a predicted model, not a curated record. Gene Ontology annotation, biological process: oligosaccharide metabolic process; protein N-linked glycosylation. Gene Ontology annotation, cellular component: endoplasmic reticulum membrane. NCBI's taxonomy places the organism in Eukaryota, Fungi, Basidiomycota, Exobasidiomycetes, Exobasidiales, Cryptobasidiaceae.